Molecule: messenger RNA, 508 nt
Organism: Ceratina calcarata
Lineage: Eukaryota; Metazoa; Arthropoda; Insecta; Hymenoptera; Apidae
Product: chymotrypsin-1-like
Exons: 5
Biological process (GO): proteolysis
Molecular function (GO): serine-type endopeptidase activity
Source: RefSeq, a predicted model, not a curated record
AUGAACGGUCUCAGUGCAACACUUGUGCUCUGCCUUGCGGUCGCCGCUUACGGCUUCCCCGGAGAUGUGGAGACCCAAAUUGUCGGUGGCAAGGAUGCCGCAGUUGGUCAAUUCCCUUAUCAAGUGUCUCUGAGGCAAAAUGGAAGUCACUUCUGUGGUGGAUCUAUCAUUAACAACCGUUACAUCCUCACUGCAGCUCAUUGUGUCGAGGGAGACAGUCCCAGUAAAAUCACCGUACACGCUGGAACCAUCCGAUUGGACCAGCCCGGAGAUAUCUACGCAGCAGAGAAGAUCGUUACUCACCGCGACUUUAACUGGCUCAGCCUCGUCAAUGACGUGGCUUUGAUUCGCGUAAAUAAAAACAUCGCGUUCACCAAUUUGGUUAAACCAAUCGCAUUGGCUUCGGGCAGCAAAACCUACGAAGGAUCUGCAUGCAUUCUGUCUGGUUGGGGUACCACCAGAUUCAUACGCUAUUCGAAAUCUAACAGAAGAAAUAUACAUAUAUUGU